AUGUCGAUUCCGUGUCUCUUUGAGGACCGCUUCGAGGUCCGGUCCGUGGACUGCUCGAAAUUCGAGCGGGUUUCUCGACUCAAGGGAAAAAGCUCCGGCUUCGACGCUGACAUUCAGCUCGACGUAAACUCAGACCUUUUCCCCGUUAAGGAAAAACAGCGUUUGUAUAUCGGAAUCACAAACAAUCUCCAUUCCACGAGCGAUGCCCGAAAGGAUGACACAGCCGCCUGGACAGAGCCUGCUGCGUAUUUGAAGGAGUACGACUACGUCAUGUACGGAAAGAUCUUCCGCAUCGAGGAAUGCUCUUCCGAACGCAGAACCCUCUACGCGUCUUUCGGCGGACUGCUCAUGGCACUGACGGCUGACAAGCAUGUCGUCGGUGAUUUGGAGUUGGACAUGCGAAUCUACAUUUUAAUUCGACGAAGUGAAGAAGUUCACUCGCUUCUUGCCUAA
Molecule: messenger RNA, 453 nt
Organism: Neospora caninum
Lineage: Eukaryota; Apicomplexa; Conoidasida; Eucoccidiorida; Sarcocystidae
Product: UDP-glucose 4-epimerase Gal10, related
Exons: 3
Coding region: 1-453 (150 amino acids)
Biological process (GO): DNA-templated transcription
Cellular component (GO): RNA polymerase II, core complex; RNA polymerase I complex; RNA polymerase III complex
Molecular function (GO): DNA-directed RNA polymerase activity
Source: RefSeq, a predicted model, not a curated record